AUGGCCGCGCGGGUCGGCCUGCUGCUCCGCGUCCUGCCGCUGCUGCUGUGGGGCGGCCUGGACGCCCAGCGCGCAGGCCGGGAGCUGCGCCGGGAGGCGGAGGCAUUCCUGGAGAAGUACGGAUAUCUCAGCGACCAGGGCCCCAGUAGACCUUCCUCCACGCGGUUCAGUAAUGCCAUCAGGGAGUUCCAGUGGGUGUCCCAGCUGCCCGUCAGCGGGGUGCUGGACCCCCCCACCCUGCGUCAGAUGAUGCAGCCCCGUUGCGGGGUGGCAGAUACUGACAGCCAGAUGCCUUGGACCGAGAGAGUCAGCGCCCUCUUUGCUGGACGCCGGGCCAAAAUGAGGCGUAAGAAACGCUUUGCAAGGCAAGGCAACAAGUGGUACAAACGGCAUCUCGCCUACCGCCUGGUGAACUGGCCCCAGCACCUGCCAGAGCCCGCAGUCCGGGGGGCCGUGCGAGCCGCCUUCCAGCUGUGGAGCAACGUCUCGGCGCUGGAGUUCUGGGAGGCCCCGGUCACAGGCCCUGCUGACAUCCGCCUCGCCUUCUUCCAAGGGGACCACAACGACGGGCUGAGCAACGCCUUUGAUGGCCCAGGAGGCGCCCUGGCGCACGCCUUCCUGCCCCGCCGCGGGGAAGCGCACUUCGACCGAGACGAGCGCUGGUCCCUGAGCCGCCGGCGCGGCCGCAACCUGUUUGUGGUGCUGGCGCACGAGAUCGGCCACACGCUCGGCCUGACCCACUCGGCCGCGCCGCGCGCGCUCAUGGCGCCCUACUACAAGAGGCUGGGCCGCGACGCGCUGCUCAGUUGGGACGACGUGCUGGCCGUGCAGAGCCUGUAUGGGAAGCCCCAGGGGGGCUCAGUGGCCACCCAGCUGCCGGGAAAGCUGUUCACUGACUUUGAGGCCUGGGACCCCCUCAGACUCCAGGGAAGGCGCCCGGAAACCCGAGGUCCUAAAUAUUGCCAUUCUUCCUUCGAUGCCAUCACUGUAGACGGACAACAGCGCCUGUACGUUUUUCAAGGGAACCAAUUCUGGGAGGUGACAGCUGACGGCAAUGUCUCAGAGCCCCGCCCACUGCGGGAAAGGUGGGCGGGGCUGCCCCCCCACAUCGAGGCUGCCGCCGUGUCAUUGGAGGAUGGAGACUUCUACUUCUUCAAAGGGAGUCGAUGCUGGAGGUUCCAGGGCCCCAAGCCGGUGUGGGGCUCCCCACAGCUGUGCCGGGAGGGGGGCCUGCCCCGCCACCCCGAUGCUGCCUUCUUCUUCCCUCCUCUGCACCGCCUCAUCCUCUUCAAAGGCACUCACUACUACGUGCUGGCCCGAGGAGGGCUGCAGGUGGAGCCCUACUACCCCCGAGGCCUGCAGGACUGGGGUGGUGUCCCCGAGGAGGUCAGUGGCGUCCUACCCAGGCCCGACGGCUCCAUCAUCUUCUUCAGAGACGACAGCUACUGGCGCCUCGACCAGGCCAAACUCCAGACAAUCACCUCGGGCCGCUGGGCCACAGAGCUGCCCUGGAUGGGCUGCUGGCACGCCAACUCAGGGGGCGCCCUGUUCUGAAGAUGCCUCCCACCUCUUAGUGAGUGCCUUCAUAGCCACUGUGUGUCCCCUGCCCCAAGGGCAGACAAGCCUCUGAGCCUCCCCACAGAAGCCCAGGCAAGAAAGGUGGUCUGCGUUUGUUCCCUGGAGGAUGUGUUUGCACUGUCAAGAUGUUGCAUUCAGGAUCUCAUUUCCCAACCAGGGCUCAAACCCCUUUCCCCCUGCAGGGGAAGCGCAGAGUCUUAACCACUGGACCACCAGGGAAGUCCCGAGACAUUGACCGUUGUGGGAUCAACUCAACGAGAAGCUAAAAAGGGUCCCAGACCCCAUGGCCCUUUCCCCAGGGACUCAUUCCUCCCCAGGCCUUGGGGAUUUUGUCUCUGCCCCAAAGGUGCACUUCCUGUCCCCAAGGCCACAGCACUGGACAACCAGGAAGGCUGCCAAACUCAGCAGAGAAGUUGGGACACUUUCCCAGACUGUCCCUUCCCCUCAGGACCUCCUGACUUGGUCCCUAGAGAGUUGUGUCUUAUUUAAUCAGAGGCCCUGCCUGCAGGAAGCUUGUAUGGUUUGGGUACCAGAGUCUCAAACCUCAGGAGAGUCAGGACCCAGAACAAGGAGACCAGUGCAGACCUGCUGGGCCCUGUUUUUUUUGGGGGGGAGGGGGUGUUGGAAUAAAGAGGUGCUCCCAGCAA
This is a messenger RNA of Budorcas taxicolor (takin), 2225 nucleotides long. RefSeq names its product matrix metallopeptidase 28 (gene MMP28). Gene Ontology annotation, cellular component: extracellular matrix. The record is from RefSeq and is a predicted model, not a curated record. Gene Ontology annotation, biological process: extracellular matrix organization; collagen catabolic process; proteolysis. The transcript is spliced from 8 exons. The coding region runs from base 1 to 1554 and encodes 517 amino acids. NCBI's taxonomy places the organism in Eukaryota, Metazoa, Chordata, Mammalia, Artiodactyla, Bovidae. Gene Ontology annotation, molecular function: zinc ion binding; metalloendopeptidase activity.